Molecule: messenger RNA, 17247 nt
Organism: Coregonus sp. 'balchen'
Lineage: Eukaryota; Metazoa; Chordata; Actinopteri; Salmoniformes; Salmonidae
Source: the annotation of a GenBank genome assembly
AUGUCCCGUUACAUCUCUGCCAUGUGGGAUUCAUUCAUCUCGGCCCUGAAGGCAAGGGGUGUUUUAUUGAAAGCUGUUGAAUGGACUGUGUUUGGUUGACUGAGCAGUGACAGUAGUCUUGGAUGAACAUUAAUACUGUAGGCCUACUGGAAAAUUGGAAUCAAUAUUCCAGUCAAUCGAUAUCAAUAUACAGUACCAGUCAAAAGUUUGGACACACCUACUCAUUCAAGGGGUUUCUUUAUUUUUACUAUUUUCUACAUUGUACAAUAAUAGUGAAGACAUCAAAACUAUGAAAAAAACAUAUGGAAUCAUGUAGUAACAAAUAAAGUGUUAAACAAAUCAAAAUAUAUUUUAUAUUUAAGAUUCUUCAAAGUAGCCACCCUUUGCCUUGAUGACAGCUUUGCACACUCUUGGCAUUCUCUCAACAAGCUUCACCUGGAAUGCUUUUCCAACAGUCUUGAAGGAGUUCCCACAUAUGCUGAGCACUUGUUGGCUACUUUUCCUUCACUCUGCGGUCCAACUCAUCCCAAACCAUCUCAAUUGGUUGAGGGUGGGUGAUUGUGGAGGCCAGGUCAUCUGAUGCAGCACUCCAUCACUCUCCUUCUUGGUCAAAUAGCCCUUACACAGCCUGGAGGUGUGUUUUGGGUCAUUGUCCUGUUGAAAAACAAAUGAUAGUCCCACUAAGCCUAAACCAGAUGGGAUGGCGUAUCGCUGCAGAAUGCUGUGGUAGCCAUGCUGGUUAAGUGUGCCUUUAAUUCUAAAUAAAUCACAGACAGUGUCACCAGCAAAGCAACUCCACACCAUCACACCUCCUCCUCCAUGCUUCACGGUGGGAACCACACGUGGAGAUCAUCCGUUCACCUACUCUGCGUCUCACAAAGACACGGCGGUUGGAACCAAAAAUCUCAAAUUUGGACUCAUCAGACCAAAGGACAGAUUUCCACCAGUCAAAUGUCCAUUGCUCGUGUUUCUUGGCCCAAGCAGGUCUCUUCUUCUUAUUGGUGUCCUUUAGUAUUGGUUUUUUUGCAGCAAUUUGACCAUGAAGGCCUGAUUCACACAGUCUCCUCUGAACAGUUGAUGUUGAGAUGUGUCUGUUACUUGAACUCUGUGAAGCAUUUAUUUGGGCUGCAAUUUCUGAGGCUGGUAACUCUAAUGAACUUAUCCUCUGCAGCAGAGGUGACUCUGGGUCUUCCUUUCCUGUGGCGGUCCUCAUGGGAGCCAGUUUCAUCAUAGUGAUGGUUUUUGCGACUGCACUUGAAUAAACUUUGAAAGUUCUUGAAAUGUUCCAUUUUGACUGACCUUCAUGUCUUAAAGUAAUGAUGGACUGUCAUUUCUCUUUGCUUAUUUGAGCUGUUCUUGCCAUAAUAUGGACUUGGUCUUUUACCAAAUAGGGCUAUCUUCUGUAUACCAACCCUACCUUGUCACAACACAACUGAUUGGCUCAAACGCAUUAAGAAGGAAAUAAAUUCCACAAAUUAACUUUUAACAAGGCACACCUGUUAAUUGAAAUGCAUUCCAGGUGACUACCUCAUGAAACUGGCUGAGAGAAUGCCAAGAGUGUUCAAAGCUGUCAUCAAGGGAAAGGGUGGCUACUUUGAAGAAUCUAAAAUCUAAAAUAUAUUUUGAUUUGUUUAACACUUUUUUGCUUACUACAUGAUUCCAUAUGUGUUAUUUCAUAGUUUUGAUGUCUUCACUAUUAUUCUACAAUGUAGAAAAUAGUAAAAAUAAAGAAAAACCCUGGAAUGAGUAGGUGUGUCCAAACUUUUGACUGGUACUGUACGUUUGCAUAGUUAUACUUCCAAAUAUUAUUAUUGAUAUUUGUCUCUCUCUCAAUGAAGCUUGGUGUGAGGUUGACAGUAAACACGGUCUUUAAAACCCCCUAGAGUCUACCGGUGUGUCAAUCUAAGUAACAUAAUACAAAUCUGUCUGUUUAAGAUAGAGAUAUCCCUACGGGACUCGUCGGAAGUCGGUAACGCUGAUGUGCCAACUUUUGUCUGUAGCGUCCGAACCGUUUGGGCUACAAACUAAUAUAACUCCACUGUAGAAAGGGGAGACUCUCACGAACACGCAUUUGAUGUUCUACGUUUUGCUCUACGACCCCCACAAGUGGGACUCCUCUAAAGGUAACCCAUUGAAUGGAAGUAUGGAGCUAGCUAAAUGAUCCAUGGUAUGACCUUCUUGAAAAUAAUUCCAUAUGUCAGCUUAGAACCCCCACCCCCAACGGCUUAGACUUUUAAGAAUUAAAGAAAAUACAUCAAAAGUGACAUAGAAUUGAGCUUCAGCCCUACUGAGUUUGUGCUUCUGGAAAAGCUCCGGAUAGCUUUGUCCAGAUGAAAGCUGUGUCCAGAGGGAUAAAAAUAGAUAGGCUUUAAUUCUGCCCACUGUGCCCAGCUGUUAAAAGGGGGCACACCAAUCAGAUGGUUCAUUCAAUUAAAUUGGCUGAUACUGUAAGUACACAUUGGAAACAAAUCCUCACAUGUGCAUGCACAUGAGGGCCUAAAGUAAGAAACAUUUCUUGACAUUUUCUGCCCCACAUAGAAUUCUGUACUAUACUGACAAAUCACCAUGCUCCCCCUAGUGGUCAACAUGUAAAUGCAACUGUGGUUAUUCUAGGCAGCAGGUUUUGAACAGAAUAAACUAUGAUAGUAUUGUCAUCACAAAGACACUAGACAUCUUGCUGCUAUAAUACUGCCAGAGCAAUGUCAAUGCACUGUGCCAAAUACUGUAGGUCUUUGUUUACUGUGAGUGACAUGCAGUCAUUCAAAAUGAAUUGGAUACAUUGAAUGUGCAUAUUUCACAUUCAAUCAUAAAACAUUUAAUAUAUCCCAUUGUCAGUUUUGCAGGGCCUUUAAUUCAGGGCCCUUAAUUUAAUGAGUGCUAAUUGAUAUAAUCAACUGAUUUGUGAGAUUGAGUGUUCCACUUCCCUCUCAGUGAGAUAACCAAUCAAUUUAGCCAUUGUGUGUGUGUGUGUGUGUGUGUGUGUGUGUGUGUGUGUGUGUGUGUGUGUGUGUGUGUGUGUGUGUGUGUGUGUGUAUGUGUGCGUGUGUAUGCAUUCGCGCAUGCGUGCAUCUGGGCCUAAAUGAGCCUAAAAAUGGCAGGUGAAGCAGACAUUGAUCUCUGUCUGUCCAGGCCGUCUAGAUGGAGCCAAACGGACUUGUCUGAGACAGCCCCUAAGGGAGAAUGCUUAAAGAGGUAGUAUUGCAGUUACUGUCUGGUAUCCAACACUAUACAACACCUGGGUUUCCUCAUGCCCUGUGUUGUCCCUAGAGCGUAAAUGAUUUGGCCACAAUAUAAGUCAUCUGCACCAGGUCUCCAGGCUGACCCAUGUUCCCUCAGGCUUAGCAGAAGCAGCGUUCUGAAAGAACAGUCUGUAGUCUAGCAUCUGACCCAGACAUGCCCUAGCUCAAUGGGUUAGCAUCACUUAGCACUGAUGUUGUUACGCAAACAAACCCAGCCAGACUUGGGUUUGGUACCAGGCGUCGCAGGGCAGGGACAGCCAAGGCCCGGGUGGGGGUUAUCUAGCGUGCACACCGUGCAGUAUUGACAAGCUGGUGGUCAGAAGCGCUCGCUUUGUGCUGGAUGUCAGUGUGUGGAUAUUGAGGAAGAAGGGCUUCAUGCUGAUGAAGAUGAGCUCUGGACAGGGAUGUGUUCAGACCUGUGUGGUAGUAGUUUUAUUACCACAGAGACAGUAGUCCCUGGGGAGCUCCACCAGGUACAGCAGCACUCUAUAGAUCAGUAGGAGGACUUCAUCUGGCCAACCCCAUUCUGUCACUUACAAUAGAGGGCAGUUAGAGGGGCUGGUUGAGGCGUGUGUCUUUGUCUGCUGUAGUGUUACCUAUUAUGUGAUAUUGUGAUGGAUUUGUAAGCCAUUGUAGGUUGUAUGCAUGUAGCAGAAACCUAUACUUUAGCAGUACAGUAUGAGAAACCUAUAUCUUAGCAUCAUUGUAAUUAACAAAAUCAAUGAUUAUUUCCUUAACAGGAUUAAACUCUCUGGACUGUGAAUUGCUCAAUAUGGGACUUUGUUAACACACCGUGGGACUUUGACUUGCUUUCUGACCAUUUCUAAAACAAAACCCCUCUUUGAAGGCUGAUGUUUGAUCUUUGUCAAUUUGCAUUGACAGAGACAAGAUUUCUACACAGCUGAAAUGUCCUACUAAUGUCAUAUAUGAUCUAAACAGGGUUGAUGUUGUUUGACAGUAUGAUCAAUUCCAAUACUCACAAUUUACUACAUAUAUGUAGGUGCAAAGUACUGAAUUUAAUUUGAACCUAACUUCCUGUCCUCCAUUGUAGAUGACGGAGGGGAGACUCUGCCAGGUGCAUCUCCUUGACGACAGGAAACUUGAGCUGCUGGUUCAGGUACAGUAUACUAUCUUCAUUUUUUUUGCUGAGAUUAUUGUAACAGUUAAUUUAGUUCCUAUGAAUUUCAAAUUGUUUUGACAAAAAAUGAUAAUGCCCUCAAAUAGAUAGGCCUAAUGCGCUCUUCAAACAAUCUCCUAUUCCACAGCCCAAGCUGUUGUCCCGUGAACUCCUAGAUCUGGUGUCCUCACAUUUUAACCUCAAAGAGAAGGAAUACUUCGGACUAACAUUUGUUGAUGACAGGUAAGUCACAUAGCUUAUUUUGUGUAAGUAUGUAAGUAUAUGUGUGUUAGACUAUACAGCGUGCGUGCGUGCAUAUACUGUAUGUAUGCUUGUAUGCGUGUCUUCACAGUGCUGUUUGUUUCUCUAACACUUUUCUUCGUUGACUCUUGCAGUGGCCAGUGUAAAUACUUGCAGUUGGACCGAAGAGUUCUGGAACAUGACUUCUCUAAGAAGGCUACUGGGCCUAUCGCCCUCAACUUCCUGGUCAGGUAGCUAUUGCAUCAUCUCAAUCUUUAGCACAUACCUUCCAGUAGGAAGCACUCCUGGAUUGGUUUGAGAUGAUAAUGAAUGGGGUUUUUAUUACAUUAGGGAAUGUCUAGUAGUGGGUGCUAAGAUUAAGGAAUGUCUUACUGAUUAUGCAUGCAAUAUGUAUUUUAUCAUUCAAUUCAACAAAUCGUUUUUCAAACCUCUAUUUGUGUGUAUCCCCGAAGGUUUUACAUCGAGAGUAUAACUCUGCUGAAAGACAACACAACGGUGGAAUUAUUCUUCCUGAAUGCAAAAGCUGCCGUCUACAAUGUAAGCUACUUGUUAUCUUAUUCUGCUGUGUGUUGAUAACCUUUGGUUUCUCAGGGGUCAGGUUGCUCUGCUUCACCAUCUCAUUCUCCCUCUUUAUAAACAACCUCAAACAGUCAGACUGUAGCUGUGAAACACUGCUUUGGAAUGAGAUGACAGUCAGUAAGGAUAGAUUGCUGAUCGGUUCAGUCCAAGAGAAUUCUAUUUCGAUGAAUACGAGUUAGUCAUAGGGACAGAGCACAGAUACAGACAUCUGCAAAGCGUCUCAACAGCCCAUAUGUACAUUUACGCAUGUAUGAUUAAGCUUUAAUUCUUACAGGGGGAUAUAGAGGUGGAAAGUGAGAAUGUCUUCAAAUUAGCAGCAAAUGCCUUGCAGGUUAGUUCCUUAUUUUCUUGGGGCCUUGUACUUUAUAGUAAUUUCCUAAUCUAAAGCAUACAUCUUCUAACAUGCUGUUUUUUUUUUUUCUUUUCUUUUUUUUUCUUUUUUUCAGGAAGCAAAGGGGGAUUUCUCAAGGUAAGGACACUGAGUCUACAAAACAUUAAGGACACCUGCUCCUUCCAUGACAUAGAUUGACCAGGUGAAUCGAGGUGAAAGCUAUGAUCCCUUAUUGAUGUCACAUGUUAAAUCCACUACAGAUGAAGGGGAGGAAGGAUUUUUAAGCCUUGAGACAAUUGAGACAUGAAUUGUGUAUGUGUGCCAUUCAGAGCGUGAAUGGGCAAGACAAAUAUUUAAGUGCCUUUGAACAGGGUGUGGUAGUAGGUGCCAGGCGCACCGGUUAGUGUCAAGAACUGCAACGCUGCUGGGUUUUUCACGCUCAACAGUUUCCUGUGUGUAUCAAGAAUGGUCCAUCACCCAAAGGACAUCCAGCCAACUUGACAGAACUGUGGGAAGCAUUGGAGUCAACAUCCUUGUGGAACGCUCUUGACACCUUGUAGAGUCCAUGCCCGAUGAAUUGAGGCUGUUCUGAGGGCAACUCAAUAUCAGGAAGGUGUUCUUAAGGUUUUGUAAACUCUAAUGAGUAUCUAACACAACAGGUAUCUAAGUAACAAGACAACAUCACACAUUUAGCAAAGACAUUCAAUAAUGGAACUGUUUCUCCAGACUUAAAGUCAAAUCAAUGACAGAGAAGUCUGUUGUAAGAGGGAAGGCAGUGAUGUUGUGUCUUGUGAGGCUGCCACGGUGUGUUAAAACCUCACACAGGCCUGCUAAAGAGUCUCAUACCACUGGCAGCUCGGCCAAGGCUACUGCAGUCUGCAGGGCUGGAUUCUAACAGCAUAGUUCUACCUCCUUUUAUACAACUUCUAUUGCAACAGCAGCACCCUCUUUUCUGUCAGGGAGCAUCCAGGUGGAACCAUGGAAAGGGAAUUAUGGAACACUGUAGAUCUUUGUCUGCAUUUCCACCUGUCUCGUUCCAAAUUAACAGCAAUUACAGGAGUUAGAUGGCCAGAGAAUGGACCUUAAGUUAGGUCAUUAUCAGGAACUUCCCAUGUGGCCAUGCACCUGGAGCGUGUCUGCCAAUUAGGUUUCUGCACCUGUGGGUCAGACAGUCUGACUCAAUAGUGGCGAUAUCCAUUAGAAGCUCAUUCCAGGUUGUUUAGACUUUAGAAGACCUCAAUGCACGAUAAUGGUUUCUCUACAUAGUUUUCUGUAUGGUAAUUUGCUAACUGUUAUGUACAGUAUUAGUUAAUGAAUUUCACCAUCCAUAUCUUCAUAACCAUUCUGUUUAAUCAUUAUUCUCAGUGAUGACACCACCAGAACGGAACUGAAGAAGCUUCCAACUCUUCCCAACAAGGUGCUAAAGGAGCACCCAUCACUUACAUACUGGUAAACUCACCUUGGUAACUGUUUAGUUUAGAAAGACUGCUAAAUAAAAGGUGGUUCAACAGCAAUGUUAUAUCAGACAAUGAUGUAUGAUGUUUGAUGCAUUCCUGAGAGGGAGGAGUGAUGCAACCCAUAACUUAGGAGUUGAAGGUGUCAUCAUAAUGCAUUUUACAGUGAGGAUCGAGUGAUAGAGCAUUACAAACAGCUGAAAGGAGUCUCCCGAGGACAGGCCAUAGUGAAGUGAGUAUUGGAAAAACAAUGAUCCCUCAUUCCCUCUCAUACACACCUGUUUACCACAAGUCAUCAGAUAAAAUACAUCAGGCCCUGGCUUCAUACAUCUUGCUCUCAUCCCUCACCCCUCUCUCUUUCCAUCUCUCUCUCUCUUUCUGUCUCGCUCUCGCUCUCUCUGUCUCUCUGUCUCUCUGUCUCUCUGUCUCUCUUUCUUGCACACGCUCUCUCUCUCCCUCCCUCUCUUUCACACUCUCUUUCCUCUCUCUCUCCCUUAUUCUCUCACUCUCUCAUCCUCUCUCUCUAUCACUCUAUCUCCUUUCUCGCAACCAAGGUCUGAUAGAAAUCAAUAACCCACUCCAGUUACUGUCUGGCCAGUGAAUCAUUGUGAUUCACUGUAGGCAUCUUUAACAUAUCAGGCUCUCAUUGUCCUGUGUACAGUACCAUCUAUAAUAUUUAUGGUAAACCACCUUUUGAAAAUUAAAGAGGGAAUUUGGGAUGUUACUGUAAUAGAACAUUAUUUCAAUUCAGGUAUUUGACCCUAGUGGAAUCCCUACCCACGUAUGGUGUCCAUUAUUAUGAAGUAAAGGUAAGAAUACAGUAUAUUGCAUUAUGCACACAACAAUAGCUAUUGCACUUAUAAAAUCAGAUUUCUCUAAGGGAAUGGAUGUAUGCAGUUCAGUCAUGGAACUAUGCUUUUGCCUCACAGGACAAGCAAGGCAUCCCAUGGUGGCUUGGGAUCAGCUACAAAGGAAUUGGCCAAUAUGAUUUGCAGGACAAAUUGAAACCCCGGAAGGUACAGUAAUUUGUUUGUUCCCAUUUGUGUUCUCCUCUACUUACAAUAUGGAGGAGUACAGGAUACGUUUUAUUUUAUUGGCAGUGUACAGCAGUCAUUGUGCAGUAUAGCCUUUAUACAGGCAUAUAGGAGAUUCAUUCUGCAGAUGUCUGUCUGCUACUGUCAAAUUAUAUCUGACAGCGCUAGGAGCUUCAGCAGUCUAUUUGGGGAAUGAUGAAAUGACAGGGCAGGGAUAAAGAUUCCUCCGUAGCACUAGACCUCUCGCACACAUUCAUCACCUAUUCCACUGAUCAGGGUUGGGCCCUCAUUACAGCUGGAGCAGACAAGGCCAGACUUGAAAAUCCAAGUGACAGUCAGUUCAUUACCAGACUGUUUGAUCGAUCCCUUUAGGUAAACAUUACAUUGGAGACCUUUAUUUAUUACAUUUCUGUCUGACAACCUAUCACUCAUAACCAAAUCAAUGUCAGGACAGAGGUAUGCCUGCACUACUUUUACCAGACCAGUUAAUAUAUGUAGACUUAUUUAUCAUUCUGAGAAUCCUGCAUGUAAAGUGUGUAACCAGCUCUUCUGGUUCAGUGGAUGUUUUCUAGCUUGGUGUUAUUCUGUUAAGAAGAGGAGGAACACCCAGCUUUGUGAUCCGUCUCUACAGUAUCACGUUGUUAAGUUUAUGGUCUAUGUGCGUAUGAGUCUGAACAUGAAGAGAGAAGAAGAGCUGGUUGGGCAGACGUUUAGUGUUGGGAGGAGGGAGGAGGGUGUUUCUGUGAUGUCAAGGACAUAGAGGCAGGGUCUGGGCGUUACCCUUCAGAGUGCUGAGAAUACCUGAGGAGACUUGUUGGAAGCAGAGAGAAGGAGUUGUUUGAGCUGGACAGAGAGGAUUACAGACAGCAAGGAUUGUUCACUUACUGAACCUCUACUGGUAAGAGUCUGAGAUGACGGUAGAGUUUUCCAUAUUGGAUGCUGACAAUCUAAUUUGUUCAACGAAAAACAGCUACAGUGGGGUCUGAAAUUAUUGACACCCUUGAUAAAGAUGAGCAAUAAUGAUUAAAUAAUUAAAAUACUGAGCUAUAUUGUAUGCUCCAAAAAAUUGGGAAAUUAUUUUAUUUUAUACUAAUACAAUUGCUCAGAGAAAGCGAUUUUGUUUAACAAGUAAUUUUAAAAAAAUCUCUAAAAGGUAGGGGUCAAAAUUAUUGACACUCCUAAAGAUUCUUAUAAAUAAAGUAGGCAAAAGUUUAGUAUUUGGUCCCAUAUUCCUAGCACGCAAUGACUCGAGCUUGUGACUCUACAAACUUGUUGGAUACAUUUGCAGUUAGUUUUGGUUGUUUUUCAGAUUAUUUUGUGCCCAAUAGAAAUGACUGGUAAAUAAUGUAUUAUGUCAUUUUGGAGUCACUUUUAUUGUAAAUAAGAAUAGAAUAUGUUUCUAAAUUCUUCUACAUUAAUGUGGAUGCUACCAUGAUUACGGAUAAUCCUGAAUCAAUCGUGAAUAAUGAUGAGUGAGAAAGUUACAGAGGGUCAAAGAUCAUACCUCCAAGACAUGCUAACCUCCCCUGUUAUUGGUAAUGGUAAGAGGUUAGCAUGUCUUUGGGGUAUGAUCUUUGACCCUCUGUAACUUUCUCACUCAUCAUUAUUCACGAUUCAUUCAGGAUUAUUCGUAAUCAUGGUAGCAUCCACAUAAAUGUAGAAGUGUUUAGAAAUCUGUUGUGAUUCACCAUUACAGAUGGGUACAUAUGAAGGUGUCAUAUGCCGGCUUUGAGAGUCAUAGUUUAAGUGAAAGGUUUCACCACUCCUUAAUCAGUUGUUUCUCUGUCUCUCUGUGUUUACCUCCAUAGCUGUACCAGUGGAAGCAACUGGAGAACUUGUAUUUUCGGGAGAAGAAAUUUGCUGUUGAGGUGAAUGACCCUCACAGGUGAGGGCAAGUCAAACUAUAGAUAUUUAUCACAACUACAUGGAUUAGAAUUUCCUUUAGACAACCAAAGAAGCUCAUCUUCCUGAGACUAAUCAUUGUGUAUGUAUUAUCUCUAAACAGGCGGGCAGUGACGAAGCGUACAUUUGGCCAGACUGGCUUAGUCAUCCACACAUGGUACGCCAGCCACUCAUUGAUCAAAACCAUCUGGGUCAUGGCCAUCAGUCAGCAUCAGUUUUACUUGGACAGAAAGCAAAGCAAGGUAAGGUGCAAGGUACCAUGUUAUAUGAUCUAUUUUUAGGCCUGACCCAAUCAGUGUAUCUGUGUUCUGUACCUUUAUGCAUCCCUAUACCAACCAAAUUGAUCAAUUUCUUCAUGUAGGAUUAAAUGCUUGUAUUUACAUGUAGACAGUGUAGAGCUGUAGUAUGUAUUGACUAUAACAAUCCCUAAUCCUCAAUCACCUCAAUCUCUCCAUCCCAGGGUAAAAUAAGUGCCGCGAAAAGUUUGGGUGAUAUUGCCGUGGAUUUAACAGAUCAUGGAGGAGGAACCAAGAUAACCAGGCUGGGAGAUAACCUUAAGCAUAACCUCAUUAUGGCUAGCACUGGCAGCCUGGUGUCAACAGGUGGGCCAGCAUUCUGGUAGCUCAAAUCUCUCUUUAGCUAAAUGUUUCUCUUUUGAAAAACCUGUAAAUGGAAAGGGCUAGGAAAAAUAUACCCGUAUUUGUAUGCACUUUGUGUUAGAUAAUGUGCAACCAAAACAAGCAAAUAGACCUAUGGUACAUUUACAGUGUAAACAAUGUCACCACUACAGGGUCUGCAGAUUCAGCGGUGGACGAAGAACAGAAAAAGGAGAAGAUCUCUGAGCUAAAGAAGAAGGAACAAGAGAUCCAAGAUGUCUUGACCCAGAAAACAAAGGAACUAAAGAAAAUCUGCUUGAGAGAGGCAGUGAGCUACUCUAAAAUCUAAUUGUUUCUCUCUGCUUGUAGACAAUUGCUUACAUUGAUUUGCUCAUUACGAGCACCUGGAGGGUCUAGGCUGAUACAGUUAAGGAAUUCCUUUUUCAUUGCAGUCAGGGUCAUUCAGUAGAACACCAGUGAAGCUACUAUAUAAAUUGCCAUAGUUUGGUCAGUUGAGACUAUUGGAGUAAAACGCUUUGUAACUGUAAGAGCCUGUAUGUUCCCUCCAGGACCUUCAGUGAAGAGAGUGUCUGUUUUCUCCAGUUGUUUGCUGUGAAGCUAAAUGACCUGUAUGCUUUGUUUUGUGUUUUCAGGAGCUCACGGGCAAACUGCCCAAAGAGUAUCCCCUGUCUGCAGGCGAGAGACCUCCUCAGGUCAGACGACGAGUUGGCACGGCCUUCAAACUGGAUGACCUCUUCCCAUACAAUGAGGUCUGUGUUGAAACGUUCAGUAUAUGACAUAUAUUUUGCUAAUCUCGGCACCCAGAACCAAAUCUCACGUUUACUGCAGUGGGCUAAAUCAGGGUCACACAGAGUGUUUCUUGGUAGUCUUAAACACAUCUACUUUGAAACAAAAGUAUACACCUCACAUACAUGGUUAUGAGCUUAAAUUAGAUUUUGAUUUGAUUUGGAAAAAAAUAAGACACCUGUACCAUGUCAGAUAUAGAGUUGAAAUGUAUUCAAUUUUGAGUUUGCAUCCCAAUAUUACACUUUAUAUACAUCACAGAAGACUGAUAUAUAACAAAACCGUUUGACAAAGAAAAACAGAAUUAUCUGCGUAAAGAAAACACAUUUAUUAUGAAAUUAUUAAAAAUAUUCAUAACAUUCACCCAUGAGGCCACUAGAGGGCGAUUUGGUCAUUCGACUGCAGGAAAAUAAUUAUAUAUGUCUGUCAUGAGAGACUAAUAUUUUGUAGAAUAUGACAUGACAUGAAUUCCAUGAUUUCCUCAGGGAGGGUUGUGAACUGGGGUGUUAGGAUAUUAUUCUAAGCAGAGUACCAUCUGUACCGUACACUGAAAGAUUGUUUUUGUGUGAUUAAUGGAAUGUGAUGAAGAUUGCAUUCAUGUCCUGUCCUGUUUCGUAUGGAUCACGUGUUGAUGAGUUGUCUUCUGUAUUUCCCAAUACAUACACAAACUACUGCAAAAUAUUACCUUGUUGUUAUGGCUACAUUGUUUGUAAUUUUCAAGUUGGAUAUGCAUGUCAAUUGCUCAGUUGAAAUUGAAAUGGAUCUGCCCUUCUCUGCUGUAAUAUUGUCUAUAAUAAUGUAUGUAUACUCUGAUCUGUAGGACCCUUAUCUGAGGAACCUGGAGAGCAGGUUUGCUCUUCAGCAGAAGAUCGUGGAAGCAGCUAAGAAACUAGCCUCGGAGGCAGAGCUCUGUAAGACGGUGAAGAGGAAGAGGAGGAGGAACUGUCAGGACGCCAUGAGGAAACUGCAGCAGGUUGAGGAUGACAUGAACCAGUACAGAAUCAAGAAGGGCGAGAAGUCUACCCAAAGAGCCUCUGUGAUUAUUGCAGGUACUGUAGAUAAAAGUAGACACACACAUUCCGCUGUAUGAGUUUAUUGAUUUGUACUAUAAUCUUUCAUCUAUGAUAUGCUUUCGUCCAUCUUCCCUAGAUGAGCUUCUCCGUUCAGAGACGAGCUCGCUGUCAGACAGUCAGAUUCUGGAUGACGGUGAGUGGAACACAGUUCAGUCAUACAUUAGCUACAUGACCUUUGUUGCAACAGUGCCUUUACCAGUCCCAUCUGACCAUGAGUUGUGUCUCUUUGUCCAGAUGACUCUGAUGGUGCUCAGAGGCCCCGGUCACGGUCGGUCCAGUGCUCCCCUCAGGUCAGCCCUGCACGCUCCCUGGAUCACCACCACAACAAGAGUCUCAGCAGGUUAGCAUUUGACGGCCAGGAUGCUUCACACCAUUUCCACCCCAGAGAGGUGUCAUCUGCACACAGCAGCCCCUACAAAACCUUACCCAGAUCUCCACGGGACCCACGCAGCAUGCCCUCCACCCCCGUUAUGACCCGCAAUGCCUACAGCAGCAGCCAUCUCAGGUGAGACCCCCCCCUCUCAGACCAUGCCUACCCAAACCCUUACCCAGUCACCCCGAACCUGAACAUUUAACCUGUAAUCUAAAACCGUACCUGCAUCCCAACGUUUAACAGAAAAUGAUUGUAAUCAUAAGUAUUUAGUAUGCUGUACAUCCAGAUUUCUUAACACUAUUUGCUUGAUAACCCUAUAAUUACAUUGUUAUUUUUUUUGUGUGAGACUUUUGCAGGUCACACUAUUUGCUUGAUAACCGUCUAACAACACAUUUAUGUGACAAUAACACAUUAAAUGUUUGUUUGUUUUAUAAAUGUUUUUUGGCUGUGUGACUUUUGCAGGUCGGAUGGGAACUCUCAGUCCUUCAGGCACCGCAGUGGCAGUCUGGAGUCCCAGCAACGGAUACUAAAGGAUACCAACUCAGAGAAGCCAGUCUUCACCCUGUCCCCUGCCUACAGGAGCAACAGCACAGAGGCCAUGGAGGACUGCUCCUCCUUCACCAGCCAGUCCAGCCUGGACUACCCAGGCAACCCCCACUACUGCACCCUGGACUCUCGAACCCGCAACCAUCAGCUCCACAGGAGGGUGGAGGUCUAUGGAAACACAGGCAGUAUGCCUAAUCUGGUCCAGAAUCAUAUCGGCUGUAGUUAUUUGUACGAGCCCCCAGCGCACUAUGCACCAACUGCUUACUACGUGGCAGGCUACCCCUGUCCAGACAUGGAGCCCUACUCCAAUGGUGCUUACGUGUAUGAGAACGAGAUUGAGGGCCACUACAAUGUCAACCCCUCUUACCAAGUACAAAAUUACCACAGACACGAGCGGUACAGGACCUAUAGUAGUGAUCAAGCAGACAGCCUUGCUCAGAACCCAUACGCCACCAUGAGAUUGCCCCGGACCAGACAGGGGCCCCGCAACGAGCCCUUGCAGAAGAACAUGCAGAAGGCCCUGGUGGCUGAGCACCUGAGAGGCUGGUACCACCGCAGCGGGGGCCACAGAGAGGCAGGCAGGGGUCUGGCUGGGUAUGACUACGACAACGGCUCUCAGCUCAGCCUGGGAUACCAGACCAUGCCAGCCCCCUUCAGCCACUCCAGCCGAACCACCUCCUACUCCUCAGGUAGGGAUAGAUCCUGCUUCUCCUCAUACUGCAGCAGGUCACCUCAGAAUACCAUACUCUGUCUGUUCACCCUCAGUAACACAGAGGGACACGUAUUUUUCGGAUCAAUAUAAUGCAUACAUUCCUAACAUACUGUAUGACAAUAAUUCUGUAUUGUUUGUUAGGGUUAGGAUUAGGGUUGUGGUUGUGGUUGAGGGUUAGGGUUGGACCGGGAUGUGGACAUGAAACUAGGGUUAGGGUGUCAUUCUCUGAGACUCCCCAAUAUGUGUCUGUUUCUUUAGUCCAACUAAAAAGUGUUCACUUUGUCUCUCUUUCUAGUUUCCUCAUCAACCAGCACAGGAAACUGGCGCAGCCAGCUGGCUGUGGGUGUAACAGACUAUGAUAACAUGGCAGAGUCACCACAGCACCCUCACCCAGGAGCCCAUGACAUUUACAACCGCAGCCCCACCCAUACCAGGUGAUAACCAGUAACCUACCACAGCACCACACCUACAUGUCGUUUUCCAUACCAUACAGGCUAUUAUAAAUUGUGUGGUUCGAGCCCUGAAUGCUGAUUGGUUGACAGCCGUGGUAUAUCACAGGUAUGACAAAACAUGUAUUCUUACUGCUCUAAUUUUGUUGGUAACCAGUUUAUAAUAGCAAUAAGGCACCUCGAGGGUUUGUGGUAUAUGGCCAAUAUACAGUAUCAUGGCUAUGGGCUGUAUCCAGGCACUCUUGCGUCACGCAUAAGAACAGCCCUUAGCCAUGGUAUAUUGGCCGUAUACCACACCCCCUCGGGCCUUAUUGCUUAAAUAUAGAAUUGACAACAGUACCACUAAGUAUAUGCUAAAUCUUAUAAUUGGUUGUCUAUGUCUGCUAAUGUUUUCUCCUCCCCAUACUCAAUGGCAGGUCCUCUUGUGGAUGUCACCUCUGUUCACUCUCUGUGUGUGCCUGUCACGAUAUUGAGCCUCAGGACCUCCCUAGCAUUGUCACCACUUGCCACUAUCCUUCCACUUGCUCUUACUCCUGCUGCAUCCUCUCCUCUUCUCCACCUUCCUCCUCCUGUUCCUCCUGCUCGUCUCAUGAUUGGACAGGUCAUUUUGGCUGCCAGAUAGACAUUUACAGAGAUUAAAAUGCUAUCCUUAUCUAUGAACUGUCUUUGCUAGUAAGUGACAUCAUAUGGCAGCAUGUUCAGUUUGUUUGGUCUGUUGGUGUGAAACUAAACCCCAAUAACGAAGUAAUCUCUAAUGAGUGUAUAUGAACUAGUGAUCUUUUCACUUUCUUUCACUAACUGUCUAUCCUCAAUCGUCAUGUACAUAGAUUUCUCCCAGAAUGCAAUGUGUUGAAGAGGUCUGAUACGAUGCCAGUAGAGUCAGUAGAGGUGUUUGGUGCUGUGGCCAAUAGCACUGAGGAAGACCAUUAGGCAACUAUUCAAACACAGAAGGGUGAGAUGAGAUGCAAAUAGGCUGUCGUAGUGGUAAACCAUUUCCAUCAGUGCCACUGUUGUCAGUUUCCAUCUGCGUCUCAUCAUUUGUCAUAUUGAUCAAUAUACUGUAGCUCAUUUAGUGGCGUCCACCACAGGUCAAUCAGGGUGAAAUCAAUAUGUAGACCAUUCAUUAAAUGUACAGCCAGAGCAGUGGUAACACAUACUGCCAAGGCCCAGUUGGCCACAUUCCACUCCAUUUCAGAUACUUAUAGCUCAUGAAUGGCAAUGCCUUACCCGGUCGACCAAAGGUUUUGCCAAAUUAUCUUGCUCUUUGAGCAGGCUCACAAAUUCAGCAUGGACGCAUGUGAAGUAAAUGUUGUGUUCAUUACAUCCUGUAGCUAGAAACCACACUUUCACAUUGUCUAGCUUCAUAUCCACAGUUAAAACACCACAUCCUCCUCAUAACUCAUAGAACCAGUAGUAGAGUUGACCUACUUUUGCUUACCUCUCAUUACUGUAAGUUGUGAUCCAUAUUAAAUGGAAAAGUCUAAUUUAAAAUGUUACAUUCCUUAUUUUAUUGCAUGACAUGCUUGACAAGUUAGUAGCAGGUUUUCUUUUGUUGAAUAGUCUUCUUUCUAAUGACAUAUUAUUUUCAUAGUGUGUAUCCAUGGUUUGUUGUGUUCCAUUUUCAUGGCUCUAGAUAAUAAUCACCAGCUGUUGCAGCAUGCAGGGGGUUUGAUGAAGUACUAUGUUGUGCUACAGUAUGGGAGACUUUUAUAUUGACCUUGUUUGUUUGUUUUCAUCUCUUUAUUACAGAAGAGUAUACAUGGAUGGAAAUUACAUGGACAUGCACUAAAGAUAAGAGGACCAACAGGAACACUGGCACAAUGACCCCAACACUGGAAGCACAGUUCUCUGGAAGGAUACCAACUAACCUCUGGACAUACUGUAUUAUGACACUCUUGAAUUACUCUCCCAUGUGCCUUGGAUUAGAUGGAGAUUGAUAUUAUUCAGGAAGACAUGGAUGUGGUGAUGGCACAAAUGCAAGGUUUUGCUGAUCUGGAAAACCAGCUUCAUCAUUGUGAAUAUUGUGAAGGAUCUACAAACAGCAUAUCAAACCCUGGGAUACCUUUGACCCAAAUAUAUUACCCUAUUGUAUUAUGACAAAAAUAAGUCUUUAAAAAAGUUCUCAUUGUCUUUAUGAUAAUCAGUAAACUGUGUAUUGAGAGUGUAGGAAUAAGGAGUUAAAGCAGGAUAUCUCCAAAGUGUUGUGCCAUACAGUACACACAGAGCCCUAUUUAGUGAGCUACUCAUUAUAAAAGUUGUAAAUCAACUUGAAUAUCUUUGUAAAACAUUUAGGUAUACAUUUUGGAGUUACUAUUCACAAAGUGUGAUAACAAAAGAAUAAACCAACCCUUCCUUACUGCAGUCUGUUCGUCCCAGGUUUGUCAGUAAAUGGACUGAUGCGCUCUCUCCUCUCCCAAGUAUGAAUCUGAAUGUUGAUAUUGUUUAAAGAUUAUUCAUAUUUUCAUUUUUGUGAAUGUGUUAAUGUGGUGUAAAUUGCUUGCAUGUGAACAUAAACUUUUGAUAAGCAGCUUUUUUGUAUAUUGUAAAAAUAUAUGCCUUUGAAUUAGAUAACCCUAAAAUAAUGUUCCUUUAUUGUUUUUCUUUAUUGUAUUUCUCUACAUAUUUGUACAUUGUCCAUGUAUUGUUAGGCUUUGUCAUCUCCUACUCUGAGUGAAAUAUCUCCCAUUUGGAUUUGGGACAUCAAUAAAAAAAAAAAUGUGUGAGACACAUACAGCAUGUGGUGUGACUUCCUUAUCCCUGGAUGUGGUAAAGAAGAC